GAAGCUCAAUCGAUAGCCGGUUUGUCGAUCAUGAAAAUAAAGUUUGGACGGACUCACUUACCAACAGUACCAAUGUAAGUCUGCUGUAAACAUUCACACAUAUUACGGAAAGUUGUCAUCUUUACGUACCGCAGUGGUUAGUAUCUGGAAAACUAUUAUCAGUUUCGGCGACGUUGAAGUUUCGUUGUGCUUUUUAAACAAGAACAUCGAUAUUCACUGAACUUUUACCCCACAUAAGCGGUGAUUGUUGCUCUCUAGCUCGGUUUAGCUCACUAAUAUGAAGCUACAUCAACUAUUUUGAGGUCUAAAAGCCGAGCUUUUGUUUUUACAUGUAUCUGUUUGUGAUGAAAUCGCUUGUUUCUUUGGUCGAUGGUCGACUGUCCGUGUCCGGAUAACCUCUCCCUGUUAGAAGUAUUUCUGGUGUGUUUUUCCCAUGAUGAGGAUUAGAAAUAAAUCCUGAAUUAGAUAAAACUGUUCGUGUUGUUUGUGUGUCGUGAAGGUAAAGGCACAGUGAGCAGGAUGGAGAUCAAUGUGGGGGAUAUUCUUCACUGUGAGGAGCAGCUGAAGACCACCCUGCACUGUGACGACAAGGAAAAGGUGAGGUACACCUGUCUGUGCUCUUAACCUUUUUAUAAAUGCCAUAAUAAAGCUUUUAUUUACUCUUUACCUUUUUAUAAAUGUCAUAUUAAAGCUUUUAUUUCCUGUUUCUGACUCACUCUCACUCACAGCUACGUAUGAAGUUGGCACUGUUACAGAGGGAAUACCUGAAAACAGCACAGAAGCUACAGGUAAAUGUAAAUGUUCUUUAUUUAUACAGCCCUUUACAACAACCCAAAGUGCUUUACAAUAGAAAAUAAAAAUGAUUAAAUGAAAAAAACAAUAAAAAGCAAUAAAAACAAUAUGCAAUAACAUAAAGUGACACCAUGCUACUGGGUAUUAAAAGCCAGCAGAAAUAAGUACAUUUUCAAUCGAGAUUUAAAAAGGCUCCGGUCAGAAAUAAGUCUUAUUUCGGUGGGGAGUUUAUUCCAGAUCCUGGGAGCAGCGACUGAAAAGACUUGGUCACCCCAGUGUUUGUGUUUUGACCUGGACACCUCCAGCAGAAGUUGAUUUGACGACCUCAGAGCUCCACCCAGCUCCCGAACAGCUAAAAGCUCAGUUAAAUAGAUGGGAGCGAGGUCAUUAAGAGCUUUAAAAACAAACAUUAAAAGUUUAAAAUCAAUCCUAAUAGAGACGGGAAGGAUAGGAGUGAUAUGCUCACGUCUGUAAGUGUUGGUUAGAAGACAGGCAGCGGCAUUUUGGAGAAGUUGAAAGCGACUAAGAGAUGAUCUGGAGAUGCCGACAUAAAGUGCAUUACAAUAGUCUAAUCUUGAACUGACGAGAGCGUGGAUGGCUAUCUCAAGGUCGUGACGGCUUAAAAACAUUGACCUUGGCCAGGAGAUGUAGUUGGAAGAAACUAGUCCUGAUAAGAAAGAGUAACUCCUCACUUUGACAGUUGUGUCAGGAGUCUUUAUUUGAUUUGUCCACAGCGUGCCGAGCGUUCAGAGGCAGUUCGGAGGCAUGUGAGGAGCAGGAUCGAACAGUGGAACAGCCAGGAGCAGAGAGACCCUGAGGUGACAUCUAACCCUGAACUCAACACGACAACCAACGGGACAGCGUCAGGUAUGAGUCCUAGUGUGUCAAACAUGGACGUCGAUGUUAAUCUGCCCGAUUUAUCAGAACACAGAAAGCAAAGCAGGUUAAACGCUUACACAAACGGGAACGAGCCCAGAUGUGUUUCCUGGUGUUGACAACAUGUCGUAAAUGCCGACAUUCUGGUUAGAGGAGCACGUGAACAACAAAGUAGAAUAUCAGGCUUUGUCGAGAUGGUCUGCUCUUGAUUUUACUACUAAUGUCACGUUUAGUUUCCCCAGAUUCUCGCUGUUACCUGUUAUGACAGUAAUCAAAUCUUCUACCAGGUCAAGAAGAUCAUGACUCGUCCAAAAAGAGCCAGUCGAUCAGGUUCCUGCUCCCUCCUGAUGCCGCCUGCCCACAAACACCAGACGUACACCACGAUACAGCAGGAGGCCACAGACCCAGUCCCGCCUUGCGCCUCAGGUCUCGACGUAGCCGCCUCCGCUGGGAGAGGAAGAGCGCCGAGGCCAGGAGGAGCGUGGAUAACGGCGAGGACAGACUGGAUCAGAGUGAGGCGAGUGGGAUUUGUGAAAGUGAAGUAAGAGCCAAAUCAGAGGUAGAGGGAGAGGUUUUGGGUGGGAGUGAAGAGCUGUUCUCUGGAGCCGAGUCGGAGUCUCCAUGUUUGCUGCUUACACACUGGAACUCAAGUGGACAAACGGAGGCGGGAAAAAAUGAGGAAAAGGAAACAGGAAGAGGAAAAGAGAGCGAAGGGGGAAAGGAAUCAUCCUCUAUGCUGCUCGACAGUGAGAGCCCUGUUUUACGUCGGGACAAAAGGGGAAAAGAGGGAUCACAAAACAGAAAAAAGAGGGCGAUAGAGCCAGAGGAAAGAAGGGAGAAUAGUGGAAAGAAGACGGAUGGACGGCUGUGUGAAGAAAACAGUGAUAAAGAAACCAAACGACAUGAAGCAGCGAAAACAGAUGAAGAAAGUAAACUUCAGAAAACUCCGGAAAUAAAAGAAGAAAAAAGUGAGCUGGCUGUGAAGGGUUCUGGUCUCCUGGACUCUUGCACUCUAGUGGAGGGUCUUCUUUUCCCUGCUGAGUACUACGUCAGAACGACAAGGCGUAUGUCAUCCUCUCAGAGCCAGCCCAACAUGGAGGCCGUCAUAAACACGCAGCUGAACAUGGGACGACCUCGCAGGAGCCGGGGCCGCGGCCGUAGCAGAGGAUCUCUUCAGCGCACGCUCAGUCUGGAAGAGUCCGAUAAAAACUCUGCGACAGAUUUCUCUUCUUCCUCAUCUGUGGGUCCUUGUGUGGAAUCUCCUGCUGCUGGGACACCUGCUGAGCUGAAGAGUCUGAGCUCCUGUGGGAGUUCAGGUCAGGCGGUCCCAGCAGAGGCUCCGACCAGGAGAGGGAGAAGGAGAGGAAGAGGGAGACCGCAGAAACCAAGAUGUUCUCUCAGUUCAGAAAAGAAAGAAGUAGAUCAACAAACUCCAGAUGAUCCUCAGCUCACAAGUUCCCCGGCUCUUCACGAAGUUAAAGGACCAAAGCCAGGGGAGGCUGAUCCAGAACCGGACCUCCCUGAGCCCGCAGCCAUCCCCAGCACAACUACACAACCGCCCAGCUCUGGAGGAAAUGGAGCUCAGUCUAGAUCUGCUGAAGAACAUCCUGAGAAGGUCUACUCAGUGUUUUUAAAGAGCAGCAGCAGCAGGACAGACGAACCCCCGCAGACGAGCAGAGGUAAGAGUUUUGAGUCGGGGACGAGGGUGGGAGGAAAACUCGAAACAGCAUCGUAUCGUGAUUACCAAGUAUCGAUUCUCCAAAUGAAUUUCUCUGAUAAUGGAAAAAUAAAUAAUCAGGUCGGCAGAGGUGACAUGAUAGAGCAGGAGAAAGUUAGUUAACAAAUAUAUAUAUAUGUGUAUAAAGGUCCUUACACACCAGAGAAUUUGCGGAGCGAAGCAAAAAAGCGAGACGAAAAUGUGAAAAUAUUCGGUGGUCCGAAAAAUCGUUUUCGCUUAUACACACCGGGCGACCGCUCUGUGGUACACACUCUGGGGCAUGGGUCUGUAAUGUCAUCAACAACAUGACUUUUGAUUGGCCAGAGGUCUAGCAGGUCCAGAUAUUCGCCUGCGAAUCUCCGAAAAAUUCGACACAAGAGCGAAAAAAUAAAAGACGCUUUUCGCCCCGCGGAAAAAUCGCAGCCGGUGUGGAAGCUCGCAUUGACUUUAUGAUGUUUUAAAAAAAGGCGAAUAAUUCACCUGGCGAAUUCACGCCUGGUGUGUAAGGACCUUAAAGCCUCGUGAAAAUAAAGUACAGCGUAAAUAAGACAAACAUAAAGGAAGGACAAAAGCCAAAUCAGCUAAAUACUUGAAAAAAAUUGUAUUGCAAAUGUCAAAAAUUGCAAUUAUAUCGUAUCGUGGGGCACCGAGUGAUUCCCACCCUAUCAGGGACAGAAACAGCUCAUGAUUGUAGCUGCGAGUUUCAGGAAAAAAUCACUUCAAGUUUUUUAAUUGUUUGCUAAUUUUUGUUGAUAUGAUGGACAGAAAAAGAAUCACUUUGAGUUUAAAUCCUUUUGUUUAAAUAUUUAAAAAUAGGACUAAAAAGUUAAGAAACUGUUUCCUCUCAUUGAAUCCUCUCUGAUUCUGUUUUCUGCAGGAGCGUCAAACCUCCAGUCUCUCUCCCUGCCCUCCUCCUCACCUGCCCAGACACCUCUGCUCCCUCCCCCCUCCCUCUUACCUGGUCCGCUGGUAAACCACCUGUUCAACGCCGAUUUCCCUCAAGAUUUCCACCUCCCCGACGAUCAGUUCGCCUCCCUGAAGUUACACAAACUCUGCCGAGUCUCUGCAGGAUCAGGAGUUGAAGACUUGACUCCAGCCCCCCACAGCCCGGUGAAACCUCUUCCUGUGCAGCUCAGCCUCACGCCUGUCAUCACGGAGUCACCGCAUCCAGCUGCUGCACAAAACAAAGACCCUGAAAACUUGUCGACAGAGCGGCCGUCUGUCCAAGAAGACUCCAGAGAGAAGGAAGUCCUCCAACCAGACUGUGAGACUCACACCAGCUUAGCAGAGUCUGCAUCAGAGGACCAGGUGGACAACCAGACACACAAACCUCCAAAACCACUGCCUGGUUCUAACUCAGAAGUGGACCAUCAUGUUCCAUCAGAGAAACUUGAAAUAAAGGAGUCCUCAAUCAUCUCACCAGAAGACCCGACAGGUGGUCCUGGUGGAUCUGAUCCUUCAGAGGAUCAGAGGAGAAGAACAGACACAGACGAAGACGUUGUCAAGAGUCUUUCCUUUGAUUCUCCACAGAGGAAAACCUGCGAGGAUCCUUCGAGAUCUGGACCUCAUCAGUCUCCUGUUCCAGAUCUGAAGGUCAAAGCUGCCGUCAGUCCUCGGGGGUCUUCUGGACACACCACCAGUCCUCCCAGAGACCCCAGAGCCGACACCCAGCUCCUGUUGAGUCCUCUUCUUGCAUCGGCACCAGGCCGCUUUACCGCCCCUCACCUGCGCCCGUCCUUCGUGGACUCGAGCCCCCCGCUCCCUUCCUUAGGUCCCACCCCACACCCCGUUUUUUCUUCCUCCCCCUCCGCCCCAGCUCUCACCUUGCCUCCCCCUCACAGCCCAUCCACCCAGAAUCUCCCCCCUCCAGCUCUCUCCCCCUGUAUGUCUCCCACUUUACUCCCUCCCUCACCUGCAGCUCUGAUCCAGGUUUCAUCUGGACCUGCUCCCUGCGUUCAGGAUCAGGUUGGGGUGAGGAUAGAGGAGACAGCGGGGGAGCAAACCUUCAGACGCACACACACUCUGAAGGUGACGCAGGAUUUGUUUUUGUUUGAGAAGAACCACAAACUUCUGUCGGUGACCCUGAGUGGAUUCACAGACGUUCGUUUGUUUGUUUGUUUCAGGCUCCAGCUGGAGGCUCUCUGGUGGACGCCUGCGUUCUGACCCGACCCUCAGGGGGUCUGUGUGUCGCAGCAGCAGGAGAGUGGGCCGUUUGUCUCUGGAGUCUGACUGCAGCUCGUGAUUGGACCCUGACACACACCUGGGCCUUCAAUGAGGUGAGUGUGGGGCGCUGAAGGUCAGUCCUGUUAAAGCGCGGCGGUAGCUCAGGAGGUAGAGCGGUCGUCCGAUAACCGGAAGGAUAUCCUGAGUGUCCUUGGGCAAGACACUUAACCCGCCUCACUCCCAGUGUGUGUCCUCCACUGGUGUGUGAUUGUGAGUGUUGUGUGGUGGUGGUCGGAAAGGCCGUAGGCGCAAACUGUCAGCUGUGACGACUAAGAUAGUUUUGAGGGUCUCUGAUAAAGAGCUCUAUGAAAUCUGAUGCAUUAUCAUUAAAGCUCCAGUGGGGAGUUUUUUGACGCUCGUGAAUCUGAUACAAAGACCAUCGUGUUUUCUGUGUCCCUGUUCUGGUUUAUUUCUGUGUUCGUCUUCAGCCUGUGAUCAACGUGUUUGCGGUCCCGGGUGCCGCUGACCUCCUGUGUGUGACUCUGGGUCAGCUGGAAAUAAGAGAAGUGAGGUGAGUACAGAAAACGCCACGAGUCCAAACAUGACGAGUGAAAGCGGCGCUAAAUUAACCCUUUGGUUCCUGUUGAUUUGAAGCUCCAUCCAGUCGACUUUGUCUCCAAAACAGACGUGCAGAUAAAUGUUCAUAAAAGAAUCAUUUUUAAACUUUAAAAAAAAAAAGAGAUGAGAAAAAUGACGAAUGUCCUCAAAACAGACGUAGAGGAACCCGAGGGUUAAGAAGUUUGACCUCGUGUUGUUUCUCAGGAUGCUGUCGUGCUCCAGCCUCGCUCAGGUCUUGCUCUGCGAGGGGCUGGUCUUGGCCGUUGUAGCUGUACCCAGGUCCAGAGUGGUCACCUCCUCUCAUUCGUACGUCUCCACCCUGCAGGUGUUCACGCUCUCAGACUGCGGCAGGUAAAUCAGAGUCUUGUGAACUCUCUGUCAGCUGUUGUCACGUCACACAGAGACCUCAGUGUCCCCUCUUUCUCUCAGCACCCCCUCUUCUCAGCCUCUGGCGUCUCCUGGUGUUUGUGUCGGGGCUCUCGCUCCCGUGGAUGGACUCUUGGACGCUCUGAUCGGCACGGAUGAGAGCGGGCGUCUUUUUGUUUGGUAAGUCAUGUGAGCUACACAACAUGUUCUUAGUUUUAAUCCAAAUGAACUUUUAACGAUGAUUGAAGAAAACAGAGGAGACGUUUUACUCGCACUGCUACAGUUUCUGUUUUUGUUUCUGUGUCUCAGGAAUCUAAAGACAGGACAGCUGCUGAGGACUCUCACCCUCACAGAUGGUUUAUCACACACUGCUGUUCUCAGAGGAUACUCCUACUCGGUAAAAAACUCAUGAGAUUAACCUGCAGAAGAAGCUUCUUCACUCAUCAAAGUCCAAAAGUGGAAAAAGUCGACCGUCUUUUUUUUUUCGGAGUUUUUUUUUUCUUUGCUGUUUUUGAGACUCAUUUUUUUCUUGAUUUUUUUGUACUAAUAUAUUUUUUCUUCUUUCUGUUGUUCUGAGAAUUUUUUAUUCUGUUUUUCUUAUUUCUGUUUUUCAUACUAUUGUUUUGUAUUCUUUUUGGUACUAUUUUUGUUUUUUUUGUCCUCCUGUUUUUUUUAUUUUUUUCUGUUUUUAGUACCUUUUUUCUUCUUUCAGUUUAUUUUUUUUAUCUUUAUCUUUUUUCUGUUUUUUUCGUCUAUCUAUCUAAAUUAGUCUAAAAAAUAUUCAGAAAAACAGAUGAGAAAAAAAAAUUCAAAAAACAGAAAAAAAAAUCCAGAAAAACAGAAAAGAAAAAAAAUUAAGAAAACAGAAAAAAAAUAUUCAGAAAAACAAAAAAGAAAAAAAAAAUGUCUGAAAAACAAAAAGGAAAAAAAAUAUCCAAAAAAUGGGAAAAAAAAUACUGUGAAAAACAGAGCUUUUUUGGUGAAUGCAAUAUACUUCCGUAGAAAUUAAACUAUUUAAAAAAAAAAUAGAAAAAAAAUAUUUAGAAAACCAUUAAAGAAAAAAAAAAUGUCUGAGAAACAAAAAGGAAAAAAAAAAUAUCCAAAAAACAGAAAAAUAGAAUACUCUGAAAAAGUUUUUUUUCUGAAUGCAAUUCAUUUCUGUAUAAAUGAAACUAAUUUGCGAUAAUUAAGAUCUGAUUUAAGACUAGUGUUGUAAAAUUCAGCUCCCUGAAGAAGUGACGCACUUUCUCAGACCUCCCCGCUGUGUGGACAGAAAUAUCUUUAGGAGACUUGGACAUAAGACUUAGUGAAAGACAUGAAAGAGCGAGAGCUAUGACUAUAUAGAUAAGAUUAAAGCUGAAUCUAUGUUAUACAUCUACAGAUGAUCUAACCUCAGUGUGUUUGUGUGUCUGUGCAUAGGGAGUGUUAUUUGUGCUGCUGCAGCAUCACUUACUCAGCUCCCUGGAAGAGGAGGAAAGAAAAGCCAAAGAAAAAGACUUGAUGUCUCCAGAGGAUGAAGAGGAGAGGAAGGAGAGCGCUCUGUUCUCUUUGGUCGCAGUUAACCCUCUGAGCGGGAAAUCCGUCUUGGUGACUCAGCUGCACCCGCCCAAGUCCUGGUCCGGCAGGUGAGUGGAGGACGAGGUGUGUAUUUGUUUCCCUCUGUAUUAAACUCACCUCCUUGUCUCCCUCUUCGCUCUGCAGACUGUGUGAAGCAGACGUCAGCGGCUCCAGCGUGGUGGGCCUGAGUCAGAGCGGCUGUGUGUGUCUGUGGGAGCUCCAGUGCCGCGGGGCCUCGAAGAUGCUGUGGGCUCCUGAGGGUGAGGGCUGGACGCUGGUUCGAUGGGGAGGGAGAGACUCACUGAUAACUGGACAUCUUAACGGAGAUGUCGGCUUACACUGCUACAGAACUAGUUCAUCUACACUCCCUAACUAGCUGUGAAGUCUCCGGUACAACAAAACAAAUCAACGUUUACAUGAAGGUUUUAAUAAAGACGCCUUUUUAAGUAUUUCCUCACACUUUCUGUAACCUCAGAGACGUUUACACCCCGUUAACAUUUCAUUAACAGCGCUUGUUUCAUCUCUUCUGUUGUUAGAGCACAACUCAUUUUGGAGAAUAUGUUCACCUGAUUAAUUUUCUCUUUUUAAACUACUGAGAUUCCAAUCUUCAAACCACUGUUGUAUGUUUUUUUACCACUGCUGUUUGAAAAUACGAGUGUUGUUAAUUUCAGAUAUUUAUUUUAAAAAAGAAGUGUUGCUAAAGUUUGUUUUUAUGAUGAACAUUAAAAGUUUGUGAAUCCUGUCGAUUAUUUCUCAAACUUUUGUGUAUUCAUGGUUCACCCGAACAGUCUCACAUUUAUUUCAGUUAUAUAUUUAUAUAAAAGGAAGAGGGGAGUCCAAAUGAGAGCAAACUCAUAGAUACUUCAUAGAUACCAUUAUCAAUGUUGUCUUUGGAUAGAGGAAAUGGAGUUAAAUGAGGUUUCUGCAGGUUUCAAAGAGUCAAAUUUACAACUUUUUUAAGACCAUAAUAAAAUUUAAGUUUUAUUUUACAUCCAUACUUGCAAGAAAAUACGAACGACACAAAGGGAAAACUACCGCGUCUGCAGUGAAAAUGAUUAUUAUGGUGAUUAUUAAUUCAAGGAAAUGAUAAAGAAAUGAUCAUAAAUGUUCUUCCUUGAGCUGCGGCACCCCGCUGUAAUCUGUGAUGGACUGGCCUGAGAUCUCACUACAAACAAGCGGCUGCUGGAAGAGAGUAGGUGAGUUGUGUUUAGUCUACACAGUGGUCUGAGGAGCCAUAAACAAACAUCUGCAGUCAGUUUCAAACUGAGUGUUAUAGCUCCAUUUGUCCACCAGGGGACAAUAGCUUGUGAUUCUUGAACCUUAGAGCUCUUUGUCACCUGCAGCAACAUCAUUUUAAAUAAUCUUUAAGAAUUUUUCAGUCAGUCAUGAAACUCUUGGAGGUUACGGCACAUGUUAAAGUUAACUUUAGAGAAUCUUUAUUCAAACUUGGGUAAAAUUUCACCAUCUUUACAACAUGAAUGCAUAUGCAGCAGUAUGUACAGGUCUGUACAUGUUGUUGAAAAGACAUCUAAAAUAGACUUAAAACACGUAAAAAAGAAGAAGCAGCUACAGGAAGGAGAAGUCAAAUAUACAUAAUGAAGACAUAUGAACAUGGUCUGUUUCUCGACUUUAACAUCAACACGGAUAGAAAAGACAAACUGGAGAAGUGACCAGAGGAACUGUUCUUAAUCCACACAGCUGAUCUGAGAUCUAAUGCCCGACACGUCCCCGUCCACUCUGAGUCAAAUGUCUUCAGGUAAAGGAACAACAGAUGAUUGAAAACAUUUAAAACUUUCCUUCUGGAGCGUUCAGACAUGCUGGGAGUCAGCUGUGGGAACAUGUCAGUCAAGUAAAAAGAUUUCAUUGACAGCAGGAGAACAUUAAAAUAUAAGAGGCAGAAAUUCAGCAUGUACAAAACAGAGAGGGUUGACUAUCAUGGUGCAUGUCACGGCUCUAUAAAAAUCAUCAUCACACCCCGACUCUUCAAUAAAAUACGACAAGUUCAGGUUCCUCUUUGUCUUUGGGAGCCCGGAGAAUAACAGUGGCCUUUGAAAAGAGCGAUUGAUUGAAGGCGUGGCCUAAUGUGCGGCUGUCGGGGAGGUUUUGCUGUCCAGCAGUUUCUCCACCAUGAGUUUGGCGUAGCGGAUGCGUCCGGCGAGCUCCUUGCUGCAGCCAAACUCCUCCAGCAGGGACAGCUUGUAAGUGCGGAAGUCUCUCUUCUCGUCG
This is a messenger RNA of Xyrichtys novacula (pearly razorfish), 10315 nucleotides long. NCBI's taxonomy places the organism in Eukaryota, Metazoa, Chordata, Actinopteri, Labriformes, Labridae. The record is from the annotation of a GenBank genome assembly.